CGACCCGGAGCUCCCGGCAGGCUGCUCCCCUGCCCAGUCUCAAUUCCCGGAGGCUCCUCCCGUCUGACAGGUGGCACAGACAUGUCCAGUAGAAGAGCUCAGGUCUGCCCUGACCCGGCAAACCACAACCCUGAAAGAGAUUCCGGGUCCCCCGCCACACACAAGCGAGUACUCUGCCACCGACUGUUUGCACUUCAAUUUCAGCUGAAUUUUCCACUCUUUCUUUCCCUACAAGAUAGUUCCGCGGGAACAAAUGGUGGAGCCAAGUCACCUCGCUGGUCACAAAAGAUCAUUUUGUCUACCCACAGGAAGCUUGGGGCAGCUGCGUUGCCUCAGGCAUAAAUCAAAAGAGGAAAGCCAGCUACCAAGUGAAACCUAGGCCUGGAGAGAGGAUGAAAGGGAGCAGGGAUUGAGGGAAGCAAAGGGAGGAAGAAAGGACCCCUCAGGAUGCGGGGACUGGGCCAGAAACAACAAACAAAAGUCCUCUGCCGAGACGGCCGGAGAAGCCAACUACGGAAGGAUAAGAUGAAGUUCUUGAUACUCGGAAAGCAGGAGGGAAGAACUCCAGCGAGCCACACACACACGCCUGGAGCCAGUCAGCCUCGGCAGCGCAGGACGCGUUCUCUGGACGCGUGGACUAAAGGGGAGCUCCUGGUCACAGUGGGAACCAUGAUUUCCCUCCUUUACAUCUGGCUGUAUUCCCAGAGUUUCCAUUUCCAUGUGGCACAUUUUUAUGCUCAUCUUGGGUACCCCAGGGCUCAACUUAUUGUUGGGCAGAGAUACCUGAAAGGAGCUGGUGUGGUGAAAGAUGAAGAAAGGGCAAUGCAUUGGUUUAGACAAGCCUCACAGCAGGACCAUACCCAUGCUGCCUUUAACCUUGCAGUAAGAAAGCUGAAAAACAGCCGGACGGAAGUAGGGAUACCUUCCCUCAUACCAACUGGUGGGUGUGGCAACAUCCACCACGGUCACCAUGGCAACCAAUGGGCUGUGUUUGACUCAUACUUCUACAUGUAGCCAAGUUCCUGC
This is a messenger RNA of Sciurus carolinensis (gray squirrel), 1026 nucleotides long. RefSeq names its product secretory immunoglobulin A-binding protein EsiB-like. NCBI's taxonomy places the organism in Eukaryota, Metazoa, Chordata, Mammalia, Rodentia, Sciuridae. Bases 448 to 1014 code for a protein of 188 amino acids. The transcript has 6 exons. The record is from RefSeq and is a predicted model, not a curated record. Gene Ontology annotation, molecular function: protein binding.